Salvia hispanica is the source of this 1451-nucleotide messenger RNA. Its product is annotated as putative galacturonosyltransferase-like 9. Gene Ontology annotation, cellular component: Golgi apparatus. The record is from RefSeq and is a predicted model, not a curated record. Gene Ontology annotation, molecular function: glycosyltransferase activity. Lineage: Eukaryota; Viridiplantae; Streptophyta; Magnoliopsida; Lamiales; Lamiaceae.
ACAAUCUCUCUCUCCAUAUGUAUAUAUCGCCGUCCACUCAAUAGCUGUAUUCUACAGCUCUUUCUCUCUCUUCACUUCACCUCCAAAAUUUAUUUCCUUAAUUAGCACCACAUUAAACCUCCACAUUUAUAAAAUCAGAGAAACACAGCUCAAACCCUGCACUCACACAUAUGAUUUUUCCUCCGAGAUCCGGCGCCGGUUUCAUCCCCGCCGCGGGGGUUUUUCUAAUCCUCCUCGUCCUCGGGCCGUGCGCCGCCAUCCGGUCAUUUCCCGACGCCGUCCUCGCCGGAUUCUCGGAGGCGCCGGAGUACCGCAACGGCGUGGACUGCCCCGCGGGCUCCGCCGGUCCCGCCACGUCAUGCGACGCCUCAUUGGUCCACGUGGCGAUGACGCUGGACUCAGAGUACCUCCGCGGCUCUAUGGCGGCGGUCCACUCCGUCCUCCGCCACGCCUCCUGCCCGGACCACGUCUUCUUCCACUUCAUCGCCGCCGAAUUCGACUCCGCCUCGCCGCGUGACCUGACGCGCAUCGUCCGAUCCAUCUUCCCCUCCCUCAGCUUCAAAGUCUACAUCUUCCGCGAGGACACCGUCAUUAACCUGAUCUCCUCCUCGAUUCGGGUCGCAUUGGAGAACCCGCUCAAUUACGCGCGGAACUACCUCGGCGAAUUGCUGGACCCGUGUGUGAAGCGGGUCAUCUAUCUGGAUUCGGAUCUGGUGCUGGUCGAUGACGUGGCGAAGCUGUGGGAGAUGGAAUUGAGGGGAAACCGGGUCAUCGGGGCUCCGGAAUACUGCCACGCGAAUUUCACGAAAUAUUUCACGGACGGGUUCUGGGGCGACCCGGUUCUGAGCGGGGUGUUCGGGUCGAGGAAGCCGUGCUAUUUCAACACGGGGGUGAUGGUGAUGGAUUUGGAGAGGUGGAGGGAGGGGCAUUAUCGGAAUAAAAUAGAGAAUUGGAUGGAACUGCAGCGGAGGAAACGGAUAUACGAACUGGGGUCGCUGCCCCCUUUUUUGCUGGUGUUUGGUGGUGACGUGGAGGCCAUCCAUCACCGGUGGAACCAGCACGGUUUGGGGGGCGACAACGUGUCGGGAUCGUGUAGGGAGCUGCAUCCUGGUCCAGUCAGCCUGCUGCACUGGAGCGGGAAGGGGAAGCCGUGGGUGCGCCUGGAUCAGAGGAGGCCGUGUCCGUUGGAUCAUCUCUGGGAGCCCUAUGAUCUCUACACGUGGCGGGGGAAGAAGCAACGAUUGGGCUUUCUGGGAUAUUCCAGUUUUUUGUUUUGAUUGAUUUUUUUUUUUUUUACCAUUGGAGAGGUAGUGAUUCUUUGAUUAUUACUGAUUGGAAUUUGAUCACUUGUUGUACAAACCAUGGUGGAUUGGAAUUAGAUUUUUUUAAAAUUUAUGAGAUGAGAUAUUGAGAUGGGGUUUCCUUGGAUUCAAGGAACCAAUUUUGGGAAA